AUGAACUGCAAGCCCUGGCACAAAGACAAGUUCCCCUCCAAGGGUUUUACAAAGCACAAGAAGAUGCUCCCGAAGUUCCCCACCUCCCUGGACAGCCGGCGGUGGAUAUUUGUGAAAGAGCUGCUGGACGACUUCCGGAAGGGCUGCCCACCUUGUGAAGAUAUGAUCACUCGCAGCCCUAAGGAGGGCCUCCUCCCCGGGAUUGCUCACAGAGUUCCCCAGCAUGCCCCCGAAAAGAGUCAGAAAAAGCUGCCCGAGGAAGCAGACCUGUUUUCCACGCUCUCGCCAGCCCAGCUAGCACGGAAGGCAUUCGUGGAGAACAUCCAAGCCCACCUGACCAAGCAUCCCUUGGCUCUCCACCCGAAUCUGGAGGAAGGUCUACCUGCAGACCUCUUAUUAAGGGUGCCAGAAGUGCUCGAUCCUGACGGGAAGCUGGAGGACACAUGGGCUUAUCGUCAGGGCCCCAGGAAAAGAACGAAGUCCCCCACAGAGCUUCGCAACAAAACGUCCUGCCAAGGUCUACCCGGAACCUCCAAAGAAGGCUCCUGUGUCACAUCCAGCCAGUCUGCCUCACGAAGACAAGAAGUCAAGCAGGAAGGAUUCACUCACGGAUCCUCCUGUUCACAGAGGAGUACCGAAAGCGAUUCGUGA
Kogia breviceps (pygmy sperm whale) is the source of this 651-nucleotide messenger RNA. Lineage: Eukaryota; Metazoa; Chordata; Mammalia; Artiodactyla; Physeteridae. The record is from RefSeq and is a predicted model, not a curated record.